Lachancea sp. 'fantastica' is the source of this 1734-nucleotide messenger RNA. Lineage: Eukaryota; Fungi; Ascomycota; Saccharomycetes; Saccharomycetales; Saccharomycetaceae. The record is from the annotation of a GenBank genome assembly.
AUGGACGGUUCCGAUCUUUCGGCAACUUUCAAGAGGCGAAAACCGAUUGAAUAUCAUCGGCCAAUCUACUCAAAUCUAACGACGUUCUCUUUUGCAAAUGGCCCUACCGUGUUUAGUCCGCGUAGAAAGAUGACAGCGGACGAACCAAAGCCUUUGCAUGAGCAAGAUAAUUUAGGGACGGAUUCGUCAGAUGAAAUGGCUUCGAACUCUCCUCCAGCGCAAGCUGGUUUUUACCAUGACAUGAGGGAAGCCAUAUUGCAUGCUGGAAGAGCUGUCAUGACGAUUGUUGGGCUUCCUGGCUCAAAAAAUGCAGAAGAGAAGGAACUCCCGAGCAAACAAGAUACACACAUCAAAAGAGAGCUCUCUGAGUCCAAUAUUACCCCAAACAAAAAAUUAAAGACCACAGAUGAGCCCGGCGCUCCUACGAACAAUGCAACACAAACGCCUUCUAAAGCGGAUGGUUUGAAAGCUCUGGAAAAAAAGUUAGAAAACUCUAUCACGCCCGAAAGAAAUGGUGGCAUCCUGUUUUCAACCAAAAAAGAUCCGAUGCGUUGGGAUUUCGCGGAUUCUAAUGCAUCACCUGUUUUGACCGAAAGUGUACCAUAUGGAAGUGCUUUCGUGAGGAAGCGAGCGUCGAAAAAUAAUAGCGGUCUCUCUCAAGGACAGAUCACGGCACGAAGUUCAUCGGAGGAAAUAUCUUAUCUUCGGAUGGUAUACAAUGGACACUAUAAGGCACCCGACCUCAUUGAAAGCCAUAAGAAUGAACAGCUUUUAUUGCGAGAACAGGAGCUCAAACAAUUUAGCAGGCCAUCGUCACAGCCCUGGUCCAGUUUGACAGAAAAAGUCAAGGACAUUUUGAGUAAAAGCCUCGGAGGACCCACUAAUGACGAUCUUAUUAUCAUAAAAGAACAGAGAGUGCUGCCGACAGAGGCAAGAAAGGAACAAACAAAAAAUCGAUCUUUCAGAUUUGACACGUCAGUGCUUACUUUCAAGGAGGAAUUUGAAAGUUACAGGAAGUUGAAAGAGGAACGAGAGAGGAUCCAAAACGAAGUCAGAAAGCUUCGUGAAAAGCCUCAAUCCUUAGUACCUGCUCUGGUGCCUGAAGAUCUCAAGGUAGUGAAAAAUACCUUGUGUCGGUCGGAUAAUGGCAUUAUAAUGAACAAGAACAACAUCGAGUUGAAAGUUUACGACUUCAAAACCCUGGCACCAAAUAGGUGGCUUAACGACAUAAUAAUAGAGUUUUUCAUGAAGCACAUUGAGCUCACCACUUCCCGAGCGAUUGCAUUUAGCUCAUACUUUUACACCUCGCUUUCGAGAAAUGGAUAUCAAGGUGUAAGAAGAUGGAUGAAAAAGAAGAAAGCGGAUGUGAACCAUUUAGACAUGAUAUUUGCGCCAAUCAACCUCAAUCAAUCACAUUGGGCGCUUGGUGUUAUCGAUAUCAAAAACCGGAAAAUAUUCUACGUGGAUUCCCUUUCAAGUGGCCCGAGCACUAUGAGCUUCGCGAUUUUGAGAGAUCUUCAAAAUUACAUAUGUCAGGAAAGCAAAAAUACACUGGGUGCUGAUUUCGAACUCAUUCAUGAAGAUUGUCCACAACAGCCUAAUGGGUUUGACUGUGGGGUCUAUGUUUGUACGAAUGCCCUAUAUUUGAGCAAAGGGGUGCCUUUGGCAUUUGAGUACCGGGACGUGCAAAAAAUGAGACCCUACAUUGGACAUUUAAUUCUCACUGGUGACUAG